GCCAAGAUGGCGAAGGUGUGCUCGCGCCUGUUGGUGUUGCCCAGCCGCCUGGCGUUGGCCGCCAGCGCUGCCGCUUACUGGAUCGCCGUCUACACGCUGACGGCCCUGGCCAGCUGCUUAUUCCUGCUGCGGAUGGCCUGGGUCGUCGUCAGGAAGCGAGGCCGAGCUUUCCAGUGGCGGUUUCGGGACAGCCCGCCCGCCUGCCUCAGUGACCCGUCCUUGGGGACCCACUGCUUCGUCCGGGUGAAGGAUUCAGGGCUGCGGUUUCAUUAUGUGGCAGCUGGGGAGAGGAACAAACAACUGAUGUUGCUACUCCAUGGCUUUCCUGAGUUUUGGUACUCAUGGCGUUAUCAACUGCGGGAGUUCAAGAGUGAGUACCGAGUGGUGGCUGUAGAUUUGCGUGGUUAUGGGGAUUCAGAUGCACCCCCAGGUCGAGGUGACUACAAGCUGGAGUGUUUGCUGACUGAUGUCAAAGAUGUUAUUGAAGCUCUAGGGCACCGCAGCUGUAUUCUGGUGGGGCAUGACUGGGGUGGCGUCCUGGCUUGGAACUUCGCAAUUUGCAAUCCAGAAAUGGUGGACAGAUUGAUAAUCUUGAAUGCGCCGCAUCCAAAUGUGUUCCAAGAUUACCUGAACCUAUCCCAGCUGCUGAAGUCCAGCUAUAUUUUCUUCUUCCAGGUGCCAAAGCUUCCUGAGCUUUUCAUGUGUAUGGAUGAUUUCAAGGCCCUGAAGAGCGCAUACAUGAGUAAACAGAUGGGAAUCCAGAAUAAAAGCAGCAGGUUGACUGAGGAAGAGUUAGAGGCUUACAUUUACAACUUCUCUAGGCCUGGAGCAUUGGUGGGCCCCCUCAACUACUACAGGAACAUCUUCAGCAAUCUCCCGGCAAAGUGCCACGAUGUGAUGGCGCCCACCCUGGUGAUCUGGGGAGACAAGGACGGAGCUCUGGAUGUUGGCAUGACUGCCUAUAUGGAGCAGUACAUACAGAACACGUUCCGGUUGAAGGUGGUGCCUGGGGCCAGUCACUGGGUCCAACAGGACCAACCCGAUGUGGUCAACAAACUCAUCUGGACGUUCCUGAAGGAAAGCAACAAGUAGACUCCUGAUUCCACACAUGUGCAUGGUGCAUCAUUACAUGUGUGUGAAAUAUAAUUUAUAUUCAAUCUCUCUAUAAGGAAAAAUAACUAUCCACAAAUUUAUAACUGAAAAUUUUUAUAGUAUCAUGAUUGAACGUUGUUAAAUGCAGCAAAUGCUGAGGUUUAUAAUGGCACAAUGGCUAUCCACCCCUUUGGGUGGCAGAGCAAGUUCUUGAUCAUGAUGUUCCCCCUGCCACUUGUUAUCCAUUUGUGCAGAGUGCUGUCAAAUGUUUGAGUGAAAGGGAGAAAAGAAACUGCAAACCCUGGGGGUGUACAGAGAGAAUUAGAUUCAAGUUAUAGGUGAACACUUCACUAGGACUAGUGAUCUGCUAUACCCUCCCUUUAAUGGACUGUCAGUUAACACAAGCUCCCUUCUGGCAUUGCUAGUUUGGUGUUGGCUGUGGCUUAUAGGAUAAACUACCAGGAAGAAUGGUUUAGUCGAUCCAGAGUCAUUUGUUUUCUGCACCUUGCCUGGAUAACUUGAUAGCCAGUGCCUGUGAGCGUGGAGCACUAGGUGGCUAGUACUUUGCCCAUUUAUUGGCUUAGGAAUAAACAGAAAUGGUAUUAAAUGUGACCAGAUCACUGAAAGGUGAAAAUAGAUGAUGCCGUGAGUUGAAGGUGCAAUCUCUCAGUGUUGGAUGAUGUAUUUGGCCUGAUGUGCAGUUGCAAGCUUUCUGCUGCUUCUCUGCUUUGUAAUUGGAGUUUUAUUGCAAACAUGCAAACACUUUUUUUUGUGUCUCAGGUAGAUCAGAUUUGAAGCAGUGAUUUCAGGAAGGAAACCUGGAGGCAGCUUAUUUUUUCUGAAGUAUAGUGGAAGCAAAGAAUGUUUAAUUAAAAUCUGUGCCAGCAGUUGUUAUAUGUUGAUUUGGAUUAAGGUAGCUUAAAAUGUUAGAUUCAGAAAUUUGUGCAGUCGGCAAGGAAAGCUAGGGGAAAAUGCAUUUAUAUAGCGCCUUUCAAGACCGCAUGUUGUUCUAAAUCUCUUUGUAGCCAACAAAUUGUAGUUACUGUUAUAAUGUAGAAAACGUUGGUUGAGGGAUUAAUAUUGCCCUCAUUGAAUAGUUCCAUAGGAUCAUUUGCAUCCACCUGAGAAUGCAGAUGGUUGAUGUGUCAUCCCAAAAAAUACCACCUCCAGUAGUGCAGUAUUCCCUCAGUUCUGCACUAGAGCAUCAGCUUAGGUAUGUGUUCAAGUGCCUGGAGUGAGAUUUGAACCCAGGACCUUCUGACUCCAUAGUGAGAGUGUUACCCACUGAGCAACUGAAUAAAGGGGAGUGUGAGAGGGAGUUACAAUGUUUUAACCCUGUCUCUAAACUGCAUAGGAUCACCCUUAACUUCUCAAACAACACUUUUCCACUUCCUGUUUUUUCCUCCGUGAGGGAGGUUUGCAUUCAUGCCACACAAAUGCCAGACUAUCUUCAACAAAAGAAAAGCUAACAGUCUCCCCUUGUCAUUCAACAACAUGACCAUUACUGAAUCCCCUUACAUUAAAUCUGGGCGUCAACAUUGAUCAGAACUUAACUGCACCAACCAUAUAAAUACUGUAGAUACAAGGGCAAGUCAGAGGCUGAGCGUACUCACCUCCUGAUUCUCCAAACCCUGCCCACCUGUCUUUAGUUUGAUGGAAUAUUCUCCAUUUGCCUGGAUGAAUGCAGCUCCGAUAACACUCAAGAAGCUUGUCACCAUCCAGGACAAAGCAGCCCACUUAGUUGGCACCCACAGCACCUUAAACAUUAACUCCCCCCACCACCAAUGCACAGUGGCAGCAAUGUGUACCUUCUACAAGAUGCACUGCAGCAUCUCGUCAGGGCUCCUUCAACAACCUUUCAAAUCUGUAACAUAUAAAACCUAGAAGGAGAAGGGUGGCAGGCGGAUGGGAGUACCACAACUGCCAGCUCCCCUCCAAGUCACACACCAUGGUAACUUGGAAAUUUAUUGCUGUUCCUUCAUUAUCACUGGGUCAGAAUCUGGAACUCCCUCCCUAACAACACAGUGGGUGUACCUACAUAGAUGCAGCGAUUUAAGAAGGCAGCACAACACAACUUUCUCGAGGGCAGCUGGGGAUGGGCAAUGAAUGCUGGCAUUGCCAGCGAUGCUCACAACACAAGAACAAUUAAAAACAAAAAGAUGCGUGUCACCACAUAAUAUUUAUUUGCUGAGCCUUUAAAAAAAGUGUAACAGGGUGAUAAUGAGUUUUGGUCAUUGAGGGUUGGAGUGAUGGUUGUGUGGAAGACAGAAGAUAUUAAGGAAAUGAUAAUGAUUUGAAAUAAUGGCUAAUGCUGGAGUAUAGUUUGUGGGCACUGUGUGUGUCUGGCCAUUUAACACCCACUGACAUCAUCCCUUGUCGUCCACUGCUGGAGCUGACCAGUGAUAUUAACUAAAGAUCAGGAGAGGCAGUAUGUGUGUUAAUGUUGAGUUACAUAACAUUAACUUUUGCUUUUACGUUUAGCUUAUCUUUGUGGGGCAGGUAAAUUGUAUCAUCAUGCACGGAAGGAGGUAAUUUGGCCCAUUGAGCCCAUCUGACUUGCCACAAGUUAGUCCCAUUCCCCUCUAACCCCCGCAAGUUUAUUUCCCUCAAGUGCACAUCCAGUUUCAUUUUGAAGGCAUUGAUCCUCUCCUCUUCCACCACUCUCAAGGCAGCAAGUUCCAGGGUACAACUGUAGGAUUUGACCUUAUGCAACUACUUUAGCCCAAAUUGUUUGGUUACUGUGUCUGGAGGCUCUCUGUGCAUUGUUCCUCCUGUUCAGCAGGAUCUAGGGCUAAGAGAGGAAUAGAUAGGCAAUUGGUGCCCUUUGGUCAUCACAUAGAUGUUGAACUUCCUGAUCCAAAAAAAUCUUGUCUUUCUUUCUCUUUUCCUCCUUCUUUCUCACCUUUCUCCCUUUUGCUCUGUUUCUACCUCUUUCUUUAUUCUCUCCGCCUCUUUCUAUCUCUCUCUUUUCCUCUUUCCCACUUUCUUGCUCCUCCACUGCCAAGCACAAAGAAACUCCAGAUCUAGAGUCUACCCCAUGUUACCUAAUUUGAGUAAUGUUACCAGGGCGAUGUGCGAGUAUUAGCCCCCUGUUUAGACUUUAACUCUAUGGUGCUUAAGUACACAUGCAGUGACUAACGCAUUUAGUUGGGAACAAUGUUGCUUCAGUUCAAUUGCCCUGACUUGUUUGAAUUUCAAUUUAUUUGCCUAUUGCGGGGCGUCCCUCUUGUUGCAGCCCCCAGAUCCUUCCUGCUUAGAGACUCAAAGCCCAAGCGACACUUGUCUAAUUGUGCUUUCAUUCCUUUUCACUGGUUUGUCCUCUUUGAAAUUUUGUGAGCCUGGAGGUUUAGUCAUUGAUGGAUAAAUCCUAAAUCAGAAUACCAAAAUCUGGGAUGUCAGCGGCUUUAGUAGAACGUAGGUUUAAAAUCUUUGCACAGUGAGGCAAAAGCCCCAGAGGUUUUCCAACCUGAACUUGCUGCUGCCUUAUUAAACAAUGACUCUGCUUUUAUUUUUCAUCAAGCAUCAGAUGAACUUGUCCAUUUUUGUGAUGACUUCUACAUUGUUUGUACUGGGAAUGGUUUCCUGAACUUGCAGAAUGGCUUUGCAUGGGAAACAGUUCAGAGAAGGUGUAUUAGACUGACUCCUAUCAUGAGGAAAGGUUGAGCAGUUUGGGCCUGUACUCAUUGGAGCUUAGAAGAAUGAGAGGUGAUCUUAUUGAAACACAUAAUACUCUGAGGGGCCUUGACAGGGUAGAUGCUGGGAGGAUGUUGCCACUUGUGACGGAAUCUAGGGACACAGUUCAAAAAUAUGGUGUCUUUUAGUUAAGGAGUUUCUUAUCUCAGGGGAUCAUUAAUCUUUGGGAUUCUCUUCCAUAGAGAGCAGUGAAGGCUGGGUCAAUGAAAAUCUCCAAAAAAAAUUGGUUCGGGCACAGCCAAAGUAUAUUCCAGUGAAAGGGAAAUGUAGGACAAACAAAUCCAGAGCUCCCUGCAUGAAAAAGGAGAUAGAAAUUAAGAUAAAGAAGAAAUAGUCUGCUUAUGACAGGUGUCAGGUUGAAAAUAUAAUUGAGAA
Molecule: messenger RNA, 5160 nt
Organism: Carcharodon carcharias (great white shark)
Lineage: Eukaryota; Metazoa; Chordata; Chondrichthyes; Lamniformes; Lamnidae
Product: epoxide hydrolase 4-like
Exons: 7
Coding region: 7-1092 (361 amino acids)
Molecular function (GO): hydrolase activity
Source: RefSeq, a predicted model, not a curated record